AUGGAUUCUAUCUUUAUAUCUGCAGGAUGUACGGCAAAGCCAAAGGCUUCUGUUAUGGCUGGAGAUAGGAUAGUCUAUGGAUCUAUGUCGAAUGUUGUCACGGCUGAUGAGGAGAAGGUUCUUUCUGUUCUCCACAUGGAUGACGAUGUGAAUGUGAUUGAGUAUGGAUAUGGCAUGAUAGCCAUAGGUGAUGUUUCUGGAGGAGGAUAUGUAGUCAGGGACGGGGAGAUCAGAAAGUGCAAUUUUGGAAGCUGUAUUGAAGCAGUGGGGUUUGUGAAUGAGCAGUGGGCUAUGUUCUGCACAAUAGAUAUGAUUUUUAUAUAUGAUAUAGACAAGGGCACUAUCAGACAAAAGAUAAGGACCGAAUGGGUUCCUACAUGCUUAACAACGAUUUGCGGCAGGACAUUUGCUGGAAGUAGGAAGGGAAGCAUUUUUCUACUUGAUAUGAGUGAUGGUAUAAGGUGGCAUGAAACUGAGGGACACAAGGACAGCAUUCAAGACAUCAGGUCUGCCUUAAUAGACGGAGAGGGAUAUGUUGCUACGUCUUCACAGGACGAAACCAUAAAGAUAUGGAAGAUUAUUGAUGAGCAUCCAUGGGUUAAACACUUACAGACCCUCAAUGGCCAUACCGACUGGGUCUAUGGGCUAUUCUGGACAGAGAAAGGAGACAUAUUCAGCUCAUCUGCAGACAACUCCAUAAUCUACUGGGAGAGAAAGUCGAAGUGGGAGGAUGUGAUGAGAUUUGGAGGGAAGGAUGCGUUUUUCAAUGUGAUGGUGAUUGGAAGCUCGAUUAUAGGGCAGUCCCGCUCUGGGGGAUUCUACAAAUUCAGCGACGACCUCGAGAGUUUUAUUUCUGGGCAUUUGGGUGAAGUAAAGUCCAUCGAUUGGAGAGGGGAAUUCCUAUUAACGUCGUCGCUUGACAUGACAUCGAGGAUAUUCUAUAAGGGGCACGAGGUCGGGAGGCCCCAGAAACAUGGGUAUGGGCUGACUUCUGCAAGGUUUCUGAACAACGACAGCCUCCAGUUCAUAAGCUCUGCACAGGAAACGAUUCUGAGGGUCUAUGAGCCUACACAGGUGUUUUACAUGUCAUGCAUAUAUGCAGAGACCAAGGAAAGGAGCAUGAUCGAGUCAUUUGAGGAGAUGAGUAUUUCCAAGAGUGGGAAGUCUAUAGACGACUUCUUUCCCGCAAUCGAUCAUUUGAAGUUUGCAGCGGCCUGUGCAGAGUUGUCUCUAACAAAUGAAGUUCUGGAGGAUUUUGCAUUUGAGUCGCUCAAUGAGCAGCUAUUGUCAGUAACGACUUUCAACGAGAUAAGGAAAGUUUAUGGACACUACUUCGAUGUAUCUGACGUGGCGGUGUCGAGGAACUUCAUUGUUUCUUGCAACAAGUCAUCGUUGAAGAAGUUCUCUGGGAUUUUUGUCUGGAGCCGAGAGUUUGAGCUUGUAGAUUACAUAGAGGUGCACGAUUAUGGAAUAGAAAGACUAGUGUUUUCAUGUGAUGGAAAGCAUCUGGCAGCAGCCUCUAAAGAUAAGACUGUGUCUGUUUACAAUGUCGAUAAGAGUAUCAGGCUUUCCCAAAGACUCGAGGACCAUAAGAGAAUUGUCUGGGAUUGUAGCUUCAGCUAUGACUCGAAAUAUCUUGCCACGUGCUCUAGAGACCGGAGUGUGCUUGUCUAUGAAGGGCCUGAAUUCAGAGUGAAGUAUAUGUCGAGAUUUGACUGUGAAGUUACCUCUUUAUGCUUCUCACCCAAGGAGUAUCUCCUGGUUAUAGGGCUUGAGUCUGGUGACGUAGUAACUUUAAGGAUUGAAAGAGAAGAGCUUAAUGUCAAGAAAAGAAGCAAAGAGCAUGGCAGGCGGGUAAGUGCAAUAUCCUUCAAUGAGGAUGGAAGCAGAUAUGCCACUGGCGGAGGAGACGGAAUGGUUAAGGUGUUCUUAGUAUAG
Messenger RNA from Encephalitozoon hellem ATCC 50504, 1938 nucleotides. RefSeq lists its product as uncharacterized. Gene Ontology annotation, cellular component: elongator holoenzyme complex. Gene Ontology annotation, molecular function: protein binding. Bases 1 to 1938 code for a protein of 645 amino acids. The record is from RefSeq and is a predicted model, not a curated record. Lineage: Eukaryota; Fungi; Microsporidia; Unikaryonidae. Gene Ontology annotation, biological process: tRNA wobble uridine modification. The transcript has a single exon.